AUGCUGUCUCAUACAACAACCGCAAAGCAGUGGCAACCGCUGUCUGGAGCCUUGAAGUUUACUGGUUCACUCGCAUCAUACCGUCCACGCCAUAUACGCCACUUCGUCGCCCUUUUCGCAUUCCCUGCAUGUCUGUGGCUUCUCUGGCGUCUCUCUCGUAACCCUGGGAACUAUGCGUACUUGCGAAGUGCAUCGAUCAGCAAGUUUCAGCGCGGUGGCGAUCCGCCAAAUUACUACAAGUGGCACGAGCAAGAGAAGGCGAUGCCACAGAAUGACCCGGACCUACCGCCGCCGCAAGGGAGGGAGGGAAGGUAUUUGCGCUUUAAGAACCACCUGGCAAAUGUUGGAUGGGGGAACUCAAUGCAGGAGAUGAUUGCAAAUCAUCAUUUGGCGUACCAAUCGAAAAGAAUCUUUGUGAUGUAUAACUUUACUUGGGAUAAGCAUACCGACAGCGAUUACUCACAAUUCGAAGACCACAAGAUCCCUGCGCGCAUUCCUAUCUCCGCUCUCGUUGCAGGUCCUCUCGCUGGUGGCGAGUACCCCAUGUCUCAGUGGCGCCCACCAGCAGUGACCACCGAAUUCUUCGACCUUAUCUGCCCUCACCCAACAAUUGUACACGUCGACAACACGAAAUCUGCCUUCAACCUCUCCGACGCAACCGCUGUGACCAUCUUCAACACGUUCACAGCGCAACUGAACGCCAUUGAGGACAACUGCGUCGAACUACAGGAAGACAGCGGACAGAUACUGGACUUCUUCAUAUUCGGCUCGGGAGCGCGCAUGGCCGAUUUAUGGCGUCCAUUGCUGAGUUCGCCUGUGCUCACGGGCUGGGAGUGGUCGUCGCUCGUUACAUCGAUAGUUACGCAGAACCGCGCUCUUAUUCACCCAGCGAUAGCGCUCAACGACGCGUCUCAACGAGGGGAACUUAAGGGGCUGCUUGCGCUGCAUCUCAGGAGGGGGGACUUCAAAGGCCAUUGCGAGAAUCUAUCGAAUUGGCGAUGGGGUUACAACGCGUUCAACGUGCAUCCCAACUUCCCCGAUCAGCUCGAGGCACCGCCAGGCGGUGGCGGAGGAAGCCAUACGGACGAGACUCUCGGCUGGUAUAACGACCACUGUUACCCGGAGAUCCCGCGGAUCGUCGAGCGCGUCAAAGAGUUCCGCGCAGACGCGGAGGGCCAGGGGCGGGCGCUGAACCGGAUAUACGUGCUCACGAACGGGGAUAGAGAGUGGAUCAGCAAGUUGAAAGUGGCACUGGACAUGGCAGGGAAAUGGGAAAGUGUCACGACAAGCAGGGAUCUGGACAUUGAUUGGGAUCAGGAGUUCGUGAAGCAAGCGGCCGAUAUGUUCAUAGCGACAAGGGCGGAAGUGUUUGCGGGGAAUGCUUGGUCGAGCCUGAGUUCGAAUGUCAAUCUCCUGCGCGUUUCGCAGAAUCAUGACCCCGAAACAUCGCGAUUUUGGUAG
Peniophora sp. CBMAI 1063 is the source of this 1461-nucleotide messenger RNA. The record is from the annotation of a GenBank genome assembly. Lineage: Eukaryota; Fungi; Basidiomycota; Agaricomycetes; Russulales; Peniophoraceae.